AUGCCACCACCCUCGGAUCAGCGACAUAAUGUCGACCCCCCAGAGGAAAUCACCUCCGAGGCUGUCCGCGGCUUCAUGACCGGUGUUUUUCGGUUCGGCUCUGUCUCCAUCCUGGCGCAUAUGAUUAUGAUCCUCCCUCAUCCUUUCAAGUUCUCGUCGCCCUCGUCCGCCCCCGUCCCAUCGCAGUCCCCGUCUCAACCUCCGCCGAAGCAAUCGCCCUUCUCGAAAGAGUUCCUCCGCUCGCGACUGUUCUAUCGCCCGUUGGAGGGCUUCUCGGAGUGGCUAUCCCCCGCUUCGAAGAUUUACCGCGGCUUGACGCCCCAGUUCAAAGUGUUUCUCCAGAUCGGAGCCAUGACGCUGGGUGGGUGCAUCUGGGCGGAGCGCAGAGUCGAUGAAUACAUUAAAUAUGUUCGCAAGGUCAAACGGCUCGAGAAACUACAAGCGGAGAGAGCCGCGCGGGGACUGGAUUGUCUCAAGUCAUCUUCUAAUGUCAGUGGUUGUGAGAGGCAAAUUAUCGGAAGACAUCGGUCGGUCGGGGCUUUGUCUCGCUUUGCUAAAACAAAGUCCAGAAGCGAUGCUGCUGCAGUCCCCGAACGGCCGCAGUGGGGAUUACGGGAGGAUCUCCAGAUUGGUGAAUCGGCCGCUUGUGCGAUCUCCCAAUCGGUUGAUCACCCCGAAGUUCAUUUUACCCAGCUGUCAGUCAUGUUGGCAGCGCUCCAGACCGUGGCCAACUGGAGCUAUUCCGUAGCUACUAAGUCAUCUAGCAAGCAAUCUAGCUGGUUAGCCAGGGCGAGGGAUGGAUGCAAGUGGAGCCCCGGAGCAGGAAUGAGGAAUGAGAAAUCGAGAAAGUGA
Molecule: messenger RNA, 852 nt
Organism: Aspergillus niger
Lineage: Eukaryota; Fungi; Ascomycota; Eurotiomycetes; Eurotiales; Aspergillaceae
Exons: 5
Coding region: 1-852 (283 amino acids)
Source: RefSeq, a predicted model, not a curated record